Exophiala spinifera is the source of this 1317-nucleotide messenger RNA. RefSeq lists its product as uncharacterized. The record is from RefSeq and is a predicted model, not a curated record. The transcript has 2 exons. Gene Ontology annotation, biological process: transmembrane transport. Bases 1 to 1317 code for a protein of 438 amino acids. Gene Ontology annotation, cellular component: fungal-type vacuole membrane. Gene Ontology annotation, molecular function: transmembrane transporter activity. Lineage: Eukaryota; Fungi; Ascomycota; Eurotiomycetes; Chaetothyriales; Herpotrichiellaceae.
AUGGAAUCUCAAACAGAGACAACCCAGACGCCGCCGAGCGUUGAGGAGAAAGCACCCUCCACCGAUCCCGAAUUGGGACAGGAAAAGUUCCAAACAGAUGACGAGACGAAACCUGAGUUCGACCCUCCCCCUGACGGCGGCCUCCAGGCCUGGCUUGUGACCGUUGGCGCAGCGUGCAUAACGUUUUCAGCCUUGGGGUUCGUCAAUGCGUUCGGGGUUUUUGAAGAAUACUACUUGACACAUCAAUUGACGGACAAGUCACCAGACGAUAUCGCCUGGAUUGGAUCAAUCGCAGCUUUCCUCCAAUUUGCCGUCGGAGCAGUCGCGGGGCCAAUAUUUGAUCGAUAUGGCAUCUGGAUCCUCCGCCCAGCCAUCCUGACAUACGUGUUCGCUUUGAUGAUGAUCAGUAUCUGUAAGGAGUAUUGGCAAUUCAUGCUGGCUCAAGGCAUCCUACUUGGAAUAGCCUUGGGACUCUUGACUUUCCCGCCGUUAGGAGCCAUGUCUCAGUAUUUCGACAAGAAACGAGGCGCUGCAUUCGGUCUGGCGAUAUCCGGAUCAUCAAUUGGAGGCGUCGUCUUUCCGAUCGCUCUGUCCAAGAUGCUCAACGGUUCCUCUCUAGGGUUCGGCUGGUCGGUGCGAAUCAUGGCCUUCGUGCUGCUGCCGCUGAUGGCGUUUGCCUGCAUAUUUGUCAAGCCUCGCCUGCCGCCACGGACAACCACUUUCUUCAUCUGGAGGGCUUUUCAACAAGCCAAUUUCCUGCUGAUGAUAGCAGCCCUCUUUUUCAUGUUCAUCGGCAUGUGGACGCCUCUCUUCUAUCUACCAUCAUACGCAGUUUCGAAAGGCAUGGACCCGACCCUGGCUUCCUACCUGCUGGCAAUCCUCAACGGUGCUUCUACAUUUGGUCGCAUCAUUCCCGGCAUACUCGCAGACAAACUUGGAAGGUUAAAUAUGUUUGCAGCAGGCGGCCUCUCGACAGGUGUCUUGAUCUUUUUCCUGACAAAGGCCAGCAGUACCGCAGGGUUGGUGGUGUACGCGAUGUUCGUGGGCUUUGUUUCGGGAACCAUCGUUUCGGGAGCUACAGCAGCCUUCACUCUUUGCACAACCAAUCCUCAGGAGUUGGGUACUUUCAUGGGUCAAGGUCUGGCCAUAGGAUCACUCGCAUCUUUGAUCGGUCCUCCGGUCAACGGUGCCCUUGUCAAGCAUUUUGGAGGAUAUUGGGAGGCAUCCAUCUUCAGUGGAGCCAUGUGUCUCGUGGGUGGUUGCAUUGCUUUUGCCAGCAAGGCUACAACAGCAAAAGGACUCAUGGGGAAGGUCUGA